Molecule: messenger RNA, 15058 nt
Organism: Falco peregrinus (peregrine falcon)
Lineage: Eukaryota; Metazoa; Chordata; Aves; Falconiformes; Falconidae
Gene: TSNAX
Product: translin associated factor X
Exons: 2
Coding region: 13971-15014 (347 amino acids)
Cellular component (GO): cytoplasm; nucleus
Molecular function (GO): sequence-specific DNA binding; RNA binding; RNA endonuclease activity
Source: RefSeq, a predicted model, not a curated record
CAGGCAAUUGUUGCCAUAGAUAGGAACUGUUUAUUGAUAACAGCCAGAUAUAAAAUUAUGCAUCCUUUACAUGAAGCAAUGUUGAUUAUCUAGUGUAGCAAGAUGAAAGUUAUCAUUUAUGCCACUUGGGGAAAAGAGCUCUGCCAGAACGUGGGAGGACACACGUUAUCUAACAUCCUACCUAACUUGUAGUGGCUGAGAGCAACACGCAGGAGAAUUAGGACAUUUCUGCUUGUGAAACAUCAUGCCUGAGAAGCAGAAGGCUGUGAAUUUAUCCCCACCUCAUUUUAGGUGUCUAAAUGAAGCAUUGGUGUCAGCAGCACAGUCGUCCUGGGCACCUCCUCAGAGAGAGAUGCAGUUCAGAUUUUAGGAGGGAUGAAUUGCUUUCUGCAGGCACUUCCCUCUCUCCACCACAGCAGCCAAGCUCCCCUCACCUUGGAGGAGUCCAGCUGCAGGGUGGCAGAAACACUGCCCGAAGGGAAGAUACUGGUAGUUGUUUGGGGUCACUCUUAAGGAAGGGAAGGGGGAAUUUCAAAAGGAUUGGCUCAGGAUUCCUCUGGUGGGGGCAGAGCCACAGCCAGCAGCAGUGUGUACAGCAGAUCCUGUUUUCUCCAGCCCAGAGGUGUGCUCAGGAGGGAGGUUGUGCUGGGACAGUCCCCAUGAGAUAAGAACCUCCUGUGAUGCCAACCCUGAAGCUACGCUGAUUUACACUAGGAUGAAAAUAGCCCUCGGAGGUUUUACACUAGCGAAAGGUCAGCCAGACGGGGACAGCAGGGCCAACAUAUAAAGGAGUGGGUGAAAUAGCAACUUUUCUCCCUAUGCACUGGAGCUCUGCUUUAAAGAUAGACUCCUGAACUAUUUAUUGGGACAAUUGUGCGUGCCCUCUGCCUAGGAACAGGUUUACCUCUGAAUGCUGUCACCAUUAGAAUAGGUAUUGGACGGUUUUGAGGAGCCCUGGGCUCCGGCCAGGAUUGUACUGUGCUAACGGAGAUUAAAAUACAGCCCUGUCCCAUAUCCCCUGCCUCACAUGAGCUUGCUCACAGCGUGUUCCCUGCUAACACUUUCCAUGAAAACCGGCCAGAUCCCCUUAUCAAAACCCAUGGGACUCCUCGGUGCCAGCAGACCUUGCAUCCACGUGAGCUGCACAGAUGGACAAGUUCAGUGCACCUCCUUGAUGCCAGCAUGCGCAAAGGAAAAGUCAGCUUUUGCUUUCCGAGCAGAUGCCGCUUCCCUGUGGGGCAGGGGGACACCAUGCAGGUACCCACUCCUCUGCCACAGAAAGCUGCUGCCAGCAAGGAGGUGGGUGAGCAAAGAGGAGGCGGCUUCAAGGAGGAUUUGGAAAAGUUCCAGUUACUGCAAAGCCAGUACCAUGCUGAAGAAAAAAGGCGGGUGGUUCAGUAAACCUGGCAUGGCCAGCAGUGCCAGGGUGACAGAGGGCAUUUUCCUGGCGGUUAGCCUUGAGCUUGGGGGGGUGUGUGUGUGCAGCUGCAUGGCAAAGGAGUGGAGAGGAAAGUGUGCGUUGCUAUGAACACAUGUAGAAAACUGGUCCCCAGGACAUGAUCAAUGUCCGAGGUGCUCCAGAUGUGUCGAUGCAAUUGACAGCUCACGGUCCUACUGCCUGAUCCACAGUCUCCUCUGCCCCUUCUUCCAAGAACCAGGCUUUGGAGUUCACAAAUACCAAAGAGCACUUCUCUGAUGUGCUUUAGCACUUGGCCAUCCACCGUGGUCAACAUACUGUUUUUAAAGCAGAUGGGUCUGGGAAAGGUCAUAUUAAACUUUUCAAAGUCCAGGUUUCUUUCACCCAGUGAGCAAGGUGGCUGGCCCACUACGGUAAUGUAGCCAUAUCAUAGAUAAUAAACAGUAGCUGCAUGCCUCCUCUUCCGUCUCCUCUCUCCAUAAGCCUGUAUGGACCUUCCUGGCAACUGCACUGGUGGUGUGUUUUGGCCAGACCUGGCACUUGCUCUGGUAGGUCACCACAGCCACCUGUGCUGCCACAGCCAAGAGCAUGGCAUGCUGCAGCCCCAGGGCAGGGGCAGACAGCAGUGAAGUGGCAGCAGCAGAAAUGCCACAGAGGGACUCAGCAACCUGCCUGCCACGGAGCCUGCUUUUUUCCCCGUUGCCUUGGUGGAGGAAGCACCUGGGCUGGAGAAAUGAGCCAUUUAGCUACUGCCUAAGAUCAAAAUGAAGAAUGCCUUUGGAAAACCGGCAAGUAUUAAGCAAUGCCCGGGGCAGCUGGAGAAAUAGAUGUUUUGCACAGCACUGUGAGAAAAGGGAGCGACCUUCCUUGAGGGCUGGGAGACAGACGUUUAAAGAUUUGUCUCCCAGUCUGUGCAACCGGUGAGAGACCGGCUGUUGUAGGACCAGACUCCAGGAACACCUUCCUGGGACACCACUGGCAGCUGCUCCGAGGACGGGAGUGGGGACAGAGGUGGAAGCUGUUUCCUUGGAGCUCUGAGCCUGGCCUGGGUCACGGCAGGCAGCCGUGUGGUACAGGCUCUUUGGAAACUAAGUACACCUCACGCCGAAAACCAGCAACAUUUGCUGCUGUCUUCCGCUGUGGAAAGCCUGUUUGGUCAUGCCUCUAGUAACAAGGAACUUUCCUCUAAUUUCAGGACUCAGUCUGUUGAUGGCCACUUUGCACUCAAAUAUUUUUGGGUCACAUUGUCCUUCAAGUGGAAUAGUUUGUCUUUUACCUUCCUGUCCUCCCACGGUGUUUAUGGAGAGAAAUUAUAAGGUCUCUCAUUCUUUGCUUUGCUGAAAUUCUUCCCAUGUCUUACAGGACAGGCUGUCUGUUCCCCAUAAUUUUCCUGGACAUCUCUUCACAGCACCUAUUUCAGUUUGAGGGCUUUCUGAACACAGAGCUAACUGGAAUUGUAUACAGUAUUCCAGAUGAAGUUUCUUGGUGCCUUUUUUACAAUGCCAUUAGCAUAAUUUCCACCUCUUUUCCGUCCGAUUUUUACUACAGCGUUUGACUCUAUUUAUGUAGCCUCAUCUCUCAGUGAUCUCUGCCUGUGAUAUCCAUAACUUCUUGAGUGCCAGCAACACCAUCCAGCUUUCUGAUGUUGACAGAUUUCAUCACACAUCAGUCACGUUUCACAACACUCCUGUUUUUUUAAUAUCUAAACUGUCAGUAAAAAUAUUGAAAGCCCUAAGACCGGUCUUUGUGGAACCUUGUGGAACCCUCUCAUUCCAGCAUAGCACCUUUCCAAGGUUACUUAUCUUCUUCCCUUCAGGCAGUUCCUCACCCAUGUACAAUUUGCCUACUAAUCUCCAUCUUCUCCAGUUUGCCUUUUAAUCACAUAAGUAGUGGCACUGUAUCAAAUGCUUUACUGAAAUCCAACAAGUAAGACCUACCAUGCUUCCUCUGCCAAAAAGAUUGAGUUAUCACAUCUAGGAAAGAUAAUUGCUUAGUUUGACAUGAUCUGGUUUUGAAAGACCCAUCUUGCAUCUUACCCUGUUUCCCAGCUACUUAUUACAUGCAAUUUGUAAUUAUUCAUUCUUCUAAAUUUGUUCUAAAGGUCUCAAUAUGCAGUUGGCAGGUAUCUGGUGAGGACAUGUUCCUUACACUUUCUCAUAAAUCAGGUAUGGGAUUUCUGUGUGACAGAUCUAAAUAAUAUGCUAUGCCUACUUGUGCUUUCAUCAGCUUAUAACAUGGUCUGUUUUUAUAUCUUGGUUUAUCAGUCAGGUGAGUGCUUGCUCCUGAAGGUGUAGGCAGAUUCACUGACCUUAUUCCGAUCCUUUUGUAGAGGUUUUAUGUGUUUUCCUGUAUUUUAUACUUUAGCUCUCAGGUUGUGCACUGUGUGAGUGCUUUAUGCCUUCAGGCUCUGGCGAGAACAGGUUGUAAAAUUUGCAGAGUUGCUUGGUCGACUGAAGAAUAUAAAAUUAGUGUUUGAAAGGGGAGAGCAAAACAGCCAGGGUAAAUGCAGUGUUUCUCCUUGGAGUCACUCAGGUUCUCUGAGAGCUGCAGUGCUGCAGGAGCAACUCUGUGUCAGGGGAGCACAGGAAUUUGUUUUCAUCAGAGAGAUGCUUUCCCUGCCAAGCUGGCAGCAGCUGUAGGUGAAGCCUUACCAGGGAAGCACUUUCAUAGUCCCUGUGCUAGGAGGGGAGUCCUCCAUCAGUGACUGACAGAAUACUGACCUUCACCUUCUGUUCCCUUUCCAUCUCCCUUCUGUCAUCUUCACCCCACCCCCACCCCCACCCCGCCUUGUUUAGGGAACUCUUGUCUGUUUGGAACUACAGUAAUAUUCUUCACAGUAAUGUUCUUCAGAAGCUCUCCAAACAUCUCAUCUUUAUUCUCCAGUUACCAAGAUGCUGGAUGGCAGUGAACACAUGUACACCUGAGGAUUUUGCACAUUGCAAAUGCAGAAUUCACAAGGUGAGAAAAACAAGUAUUGUGUAACGCUCAGUUUUCCGGGACAGCAAAGAUAAGGUUUCCUUCAGUCCUCAAGCUUGUUUCCCACAACCGUUCUAAGGAUCACCUCCGCAGCCUGCUCUGAGUUACAGGAGAUUCUGGAGGAAGUUAAUUCCUAGCUUUCAUCCUGCAUCAAGCCUCCGUAGUUCAUGGGCGUAACAUCCAGUGAGCGCUCUACCAGUUAACUGAUCCACUGUGUUUCAUUCACCACAGGGAGGGUAUGGGGGUUGGAGAGAUUCCCCCCUGCCCCGAGGUCAAGCAUCUAACUUAACAACCCUAGUGGGGCACAGCCCAAGAUAAGAGUUAGAGGGGAUGCUGAUGGCCAGCCUAGUGAUAGUGUUUGCAAUUUUGCAAGUGAUCCUGGUGUUGGAGGGUGUGUUCCCCAGUCAUGUGAGGAAACAGCAAAGAAAAUACCUAUUUGCAAGGGUGAAGGGGAGGUCAGUGACAUGAGCAUUGCAAUUACUUGCUGGUAUGGGGCCCCCCAGUGCUCUCUAUACAGGAGGACAAAGGCACUAAUAAACUGGAAAAAGAUAGCUAUGGAUUUAGAAAUACACCAAAAGGUGCCUUCUGCCUUUUAAAUUCCAUUUCAAAUUCCCUGCAAACACACUAAAAUUUCACUGCUAUGGCUACUUAUGGGAUGGUUAAGGCACAAUAAUUCAUAUUUUGAAAGGUGCUGUCUACUUGUACUUGAGAUAUUAUUGUUACAUAUCCAGUCUAAUCCACUUCUCAUGCUGCCAGGAAUAUAAGGCAGAUGUCUGUCAUCACCAACCAGUUCUGCCCCACAUCAGUCCCUUGAAGAUGUUCAAAUUGCUGACUGGCGAUGUAGUUGCUUUAGUCAUUAUUCUGUUUCCUCACGUUCCUCAGGAUCUGUCUCUUCUUUCCUCUCCAUGUUGAAACAGGGCUUGUUGAAGGACCUGGUUAUCUGGCACUCUCAAAACAUGGCCAAGGUCAAUCUGUUUUCUCCACUGUGCUGUUUGUACAGCUGUGGGUAAUCACGCAGGCUCUGAACCCUCAGCAUUCCUUUUGCUCUCUGGCUGCUUUAUGAUCACUGUCCCCCGCAGGCAUCCACAUUGAAAGCGCUUUGAUUUCUGAGGAAUAGACAUGUUCUUCUAAGACUUCAACUUGUACAGGUGUAUGUGUAAUGUAUUUUUAAUAAUGGUGGCUCAAAAGAGCUUACAGGGAAGCUUAGCAUUGAUGCUGGUGACUUCCAUAAGGGACAUAGUCUUGUCAUAGAAACAAAGAUUCCACCCAUUUUGAUAUCAUAUUCUUAGACCAGUGCGUAGAGCUGUGCGUGGUCAUGUAUAGGUAUUUGCAAAAGACCCCUGCUCCGAGCUUACUCUAUGUUGUGUAUUACUCUUACAUAGCCUGUGGUGAAAUUAGAGACCAUUGAUAAAGGCAUUUAGCAUUAAAAAGGCAUUAAGAUUAAUGUUUUAGUUGUUACAGUUUUCUAAACAAAUAUUGAUUUUCUGGGAUUUGUUGAUACAGAUUUUCCUGGAGGACAGGAAAAUAAAAACGUCAUGCUGACUUUUUAAAGAUGAGGUUAUAAAUGCACAUCAAACCUUUAUUAGUUUGCUUUCUGGGGCCUUUGCACUGUGGCAGAACUACAAAAUGUUCAGUCUGUAAUGAGCACAGUUGUAUUAUCACAGAAUCAUAGAACGCUUUGGGUUGGAAGGGACCUUAAAGAUCACCCAGUUCCAACCCCCCUGACAUGGGCAGGGACACCUUCCACUAGAGCAGGUUGCUCAAAGCCCCGUCCAGCCUGGCCUUGAGCACUUCCAGGGAUGGGGCAUCCACAGCUUCUCUGGGCAACCUGUUCCAGUGCCUCACCACCCUCACAGUGAAGAGUUUCUUCCUAAUAUCUGCUGUAAAUCCUACCCUCUUUCAGUUGAAAGCCGUUCCCCCUUGCCCUAUUGCUACAGGCCCUUGUAAAAAGUCCCCCUCCAACCUGCAGGGCCCUGUUAGGUACCGACAGGCUGCUAUAAGGUCUCCCCAGAGCCUUCUCUUCUCCAGGCUGAACAACCCCAAGUCUCUCAGGCUGUCUUCAUAGGAGAGGCAUUCCAGCCCUCUGAUCAUCUUCGUGGCCCUCCUCUUAUGUUGGGGUCCCCAGAGCUGGAUGCAGUGCUCCAGGUGGGGUGGCGUAGAGCAGAGGGGGAGAAUCACCUCCCUUGACCUGUUGGCCACGCUUCUUUUGAUGCAGCCCAGGAUUUGGUUGGCUUUCUGGGCUGCAAGCACACCUUGAUUUUUUUGUCCACCAGCAUUCUCUAAUCCUUCUCCUCAGGGCUGCUCUCAAUCUGCUCUCUGCCCAGCCUGUAUUGAUACUGGGGGUUGCUCUGGCCCAGGACCUUGCACUUGGCCUUGUUGAACUUUGCGAUGCUUGCUUGGGCCCACCUCUCAAACCUGUCAAGGUCCCUCUGGAUGGGACUCCUUCCCUUCAGCGUGUCAACCACACCACACAGCUUGGUGUCAUCAGCAAACUUGCUGAGUGGUGCAGUCGAUCCCGCUGUCCAUGUCACCAGCAACAAUGUUGAACAGUACUGGUCCCAGUACAGACCCCUGAGAAAUGCCACUUAUCACCAGUCUCCACUUGGACAUUGAGCCACUGACUAGAAUGAGUGUGACCAUACAGCCAGUUCCUUAACCACCAAAGUGGUCCACCCGUCAAAUCCAUGUCUCUCCAGUUUAGAGACAAGGAUGCUGUGUGGGACAGUGUCAAAAGCUUUGCACAAGUCCAGGUAGAUGACAACAGUCACUCUUCCCUGAUGAUGAUUUCAGUUUUCCAGACUGAAGCUGAUCACACAGCACAGCAGUCAGGGAGAGCAGGGCCAGAAUUUUGGAGACACCUGGUCAAGUAACAGACUAUGGCCAGGUCACAGCAUUGGCAUGUGUACGGUAGAUUCAGCGAGGAGGUUUUCAGUCUUAUCAUCCCCAGCAUCUUCAAGGUCAUUACCCAUGACAUAAAAUUACAUUCUUAAACUAAUACCUCCUGACAAAAUCUUCUCCAGCACAUUUUCAAUGGACAAAGGUCUGCAGCACUACUGUACUCCAUCUACUUGUCUUUAAUGCUUUGUGCAGCUGCUAUGCGGAGCUGCCUGAAACCCUUCCCCUGAGGCCCAGGAUAAACAUUCUGGUUUCUGUGACUGGACCAAACAUCUUUAUCCUUUUGAAGAGUAUGAGAAGGCUCAUGAGCCCCCUGUGGCACAGAUGAAGCAGUUAAAGUGUGUUAGUGGCAUGGCAAAACAUUGUUCGUAGAGCCCCUGGGUACAAAAAGGCAGGACUAACUCUGUAUUAGCAUUUAAGCCACAAGGUGAAACCUGGUCAGUACUGAUCACUGUGAUUCCGCGGAGCAGAAGAAACUUGGAUAAAAGUAGCAGUUAGGUGUGGGAGGUAUAAAGCUAUGUGGGAAGGUAGAUGGAAGACCACCAAUACACUUCAACUUCAGCAACGGCUUCUUCAGUGCAGAUCUGUAAGCGGCACCCCCUGCUCCUGACCCCUUGUAAUAUGGUUGGCAUAAGUAAUGUAAUUUUAUAAGGCAAAUGGCCAUUCUCUGUGACCAAGCCAGUCAUGUAUCAGUCCCUUUUACCUUCCUCAUCAGGCCUGGAAGGUCCUGCACACCAGGCAGAUUUCCUCUCCCCCUCCCUAUCAGCCAGCCUCAAAGUUCCUGACAAGGUUCCCAACUACUCCCUGCCUUACCAGCUUUUAAGGUUCCAGACACCUGGCCAAACAGGCUGUGAUGACCCCAUCACAGAACAGGGAAGUGUAGCAGCACACAGAGCACUGUCUAUAAAAUCAAGCAGUUACAAGUCCUGAGUAGGGCUUGGACCACAACUGCUGCUGAACAGCAAAACUCAUGAUCCCCAAAUGGUCAGGGAUGCCUUCACCGUCAUCUGCUUCUGCCAAGAACUGAGUGAAUGACUUGCAUUCUUUUACAUGUUUUGAGUCUAUAUGAUGAUUUUUAUAUUGAUACUGCAAGGCAAAUAUUAAGACCAAUCUGCAGAGGGUCCAGGUGAUUAGGAAUGAUAAGGUAACCUGUACUACACUGACUGAUCACAAAAAUCCUGUGCUAUUCUGGUCAUAAAAUCAUAUGCUAUGCUGAUCAUAAAAUUGUGUUACAAAUUAGCUUUAAUUGUAACUACAGCUUAGUGCAGUCAUCAUUCUGCACAGGAUCCCCAUAAUGCUGGGCGACAAAACCCAUUUCACGUAAAAUCUCUCCUGGCCCAGCUGGGAAUAAAUCCUCUAGAAGUCCCAUACAGAUACCUCGUGCAGGCGUAGCUAUUUUUGCAGCAAGGGAACCAGCUUUACUCUGGUGUAAAUAUAUCAAAUAGCUCAUUCUCCAAUCUAAUAAAAAACAACAUAUGGCUCUUCAGCCCUGCAUUGUGGAGGGGGUCUACUAAGCAGAGUGGUCAACCACAGAGAAAAACAGUCUGACAAAGUCAAAGAAGGUCCCUGAGACCAGCAGUACCAGCAGAGUGCGUGCUCAGGGGGGCACUUGUUAAUCCUCGUUUUUUCCCCAUAAUCACCGUAGCCUCUAGGCAUGCACCAGCCCCUAAUGUUAGCCUUGCAGAAGCCAGAGGGGUUUGCACUGAAGCGUGUAGGAGGGAUGGGUGUUUAGUUUGGUUCUUUAUCCUGCAGAACAAGGGAAGCUUCUUGUUGGGGUUUGGAGUCUGUCACUGGGAGUGGUUAAUAUGAGGUGUGCACCAUAGCUUACACGAAGAAGGUUCCCCUAACCUGUCAUUUCUUGUGUGGGUGUGUUUUGCCCUGGAGCAACCUUAACUGCUUUUUAACAGAACUUUUUGGUGGGAAUUGUUAGGAAAGCAUUUCUCUAACUGCCUAAGCCUUGCUGUGUUUUUUUGGCCCUACCUAUACCGCAGCAUAAAAUAUUCUGUACAUUGGGAAUUCUCAAGACUUGAUAGUCAUCUCAAUAGCACCCAAUUUAAACAGCAUUAUUCCUGUUUUACAUUGGCAUGAAUGAGGGUUUUCCAUAUAUAAUGUAAUAUUUUGCCUCUCUCAGAUGUAGACACCAACAGUAUUCUCAGACUCUUUCUUAUAGAGGGUUAACUGCUGAUGAACCAGAUUAACCCUUUUGCUAAGAGCCAUUGUCACCAAACCGCAGCACUAAAGAGGACCAAGAGGGUGAAGGAGCAUAUGUAUUUGGCACUGCUUACCCAGGCGGUACUGAGGGUCACAGGUACUGAAGAGCAUCUGAGACUCUUCAAGGUUGGUAGGGUUCAGAGAAGAGACUUAGGUGUGCGUACAAAAAAAAAAAAAAAAAAGGCAAAAAGCAAGUUCUGCUAUUACACCAUCGGCUUUACUAUUUCUGAUGAGAAUUGCACCUUCAGGCUCCCUCACUUUUGUUACUCCCAUAGCUGAAGGGAAUGUUUUUGUUUUGAUUUGUUUGCUGUUCUUACUCCACCAGCAUCUCUUCCUAAACUGCAGCUAGCAACUUCAGCCCAUACAUUUUCUUUGUCCUGCCACUAUUGCAGAAAAUCACAGCAUUUCAUCGAGUGGACCAAACUGAAGCAGCUAGAAAUACCGUAUCACUUCAGUUAGAAUUUGCAAAGGACUCAGGCAUGGAGAGGGGCAUGGAAGAGACAAGGCAGAGAAGUUAGUCUCUGCACUUCGCUUCUACUGAAUCAAGGGUGUUGGUGUUGAUGUAGAUGCAGAAUAAAGAUAUUCUCACCUUGAAUUCCUCCAAAGUAAUUCUUUCAUGCGGUUGCCUCAGUAGAAUGAAAUCUUUAUGAAAUAGCCAGCACACCCACCCAGACAUAAACCAGGCACUAACUGUUCAUGUUUAGAAACAAACUUUCCCCAUGGGUUCAUUAUUCAUAGCCGGUCACUUGCCAGUUUUCCCUUGCAAGAUACAAACUAAACGUUAGGAAUAAAGGCAAUGCACAGUUGGGUCUCUUUCCACACACACACACACCCAGCUGGAUGUUGUAGCAAACCUUUAGGUUCUCUCUGUCCCUCUCUUUUCCACUUGCUCAUUUACAAGUCAGCUAAAUCGACAGGGCAUUCCUAAAGUCUUCCUGCAGAUCCACUCAAAGGCUGCACCAUGGUGUAUUAGCAGUUGGUGUCUUUGCUGCCUCUUCCAAGAGAAAUCCCAAAUGCUACUGGCUGAAAAACAUUCGCAGCUUUCAAACAUUAUUCCAGGAAAAGAGGAAAUCAUCCUCCUGAUCCAUCCUGCCAAGACUAAGGGCAUCUCCGUUGUCUGAGAAACAUAACAGGUUGUUGUUACAACAACUCAAGACCAGCUGACCUCCCACUUCCUUUUGUCAACCAGCUGCAAAACUCCUUGGUCAUGUAACAGUCUCAAAUUGAACAUCUGACCCCAGUUUAUGCAAUUCCCCUGUGACUGUUUCGUAAGCUUUUUGUCACUUCACUCAAUUGUUUGUUAAAAGCAUUCACAGUUACAUUGGCUAACGUGAACAUUUCAGUAUGACAGAUAACCCUAUGGUUAAGCCCUCCAUCCCCAAGGCAACCUCACAACCUUGCUCUAAAGACUACGUCAUAUCAUGAGAUAAAACGAAAACCAAGAGGUUACACAGAGAUAAUUGCAGCUCUAACUAUCCAUAGUGCUACUGCUUUAUAGAGACUUUAGGAGACAUUUUCAGGCUGGUUAUUUAAACAUAGGAGGGCAUCGCAAAGACAGCAUUUGUCUCUAAAGCUCUACAAGCCAUACAGGUCCAGGAAGAGUACACUGUGAGCUCUGCCAGUAAACCCAGGCUCCUUGAAGAGCUUCCAAAGAGCUACACAGAAAUGAUUGAGGGCAUAAAGAUAUGGCAAUUUCAUGUGUCUGCAAAAUCACUUGGGCCCUACCUCUGUACAACUUCAUUACUUGAAGCUGUCGGUGUUACAGCAGCUCCACUACUGUGGUCCUUGAGUUGGACCCACCACCACUCCUAUGUCUGCCCUUUACGGUGUUCAACUGAGUCGAUAUUAAACUUGGGCUUUUCCAGAGAAGGAAAGAUUCAUUCUCCACUCCCUUGAGCAUCAUUUCAAGGUAGUCUCUGCUGACAACACUGCAGCAGAGCAAAAGCCUCACUGAAGAAUAUUGUGUAGGAGUGUUACUAAAGUAGGUCAUUGCCCAAAGCGGCAGACUUCAGGGAUAAAAUGAAUUAAGAAGUUCCUACCCCUGAUGGUGGUUGUUUUCAGUUGGCUUGCCCACUCAUAAAGGCACAGAUGAUAUCUUGUCCACCUACUCAUGCUCUGCCCUCACAACUUAAAAAACAUUUUUUUUCCAUAUGAAAGCUGAGUUACUGGCCUUGUCUUAGGAUCUGGAGCACAGUUGUAUGCAACUCAUAUGCAACAUCUCAGCGUGACCUUAAGUCUCUGAGGAAACCUUGUUGGUUUGUUAGUUUGUUUGGGGUUUUUGCCCUACCCUAAAUCCUGGCACCUCCUUUCUCUUACUAUUUUCUUCCUCAAAAUGUUGUUAUUCCUCCUUCACACUUGUGCAGCUGCCAUUCUCUUCAGGAAUAAAGAAAACAUAACUGGGAGGGGGAAAGGUAUAAUUAUCCGCUAGAAGAAAGAUACUGCAAAUAACCUGUUGCCAAAGAAGUUUAUCACUGCCACAUUUAAAUGGACUGCCUCAGAAAAAAAAAAACCACCCCAGUUUUUGUUCACGACAACAUCUUAGGGAUGUCAAGCAAGUUGCUGAAUAUCUCUGGGCAUGUGCAAAGUGUCCCUGAGUAAAACAGAAAUCAGUGGAAGACCAAGCCUCCACUCCCCACAAUUGGCCGAGAAGUCUCCACUGCUGGGAAACAUUCAAAUGCUAGUGCUCUUUCCACCAUCCUGUGACACUGACAUAAUCAAAUCUACUCUACUUUUUGUCCAAAUUGCUGCUGAAAACAGGGAAAUAGCACAGUAUUAAAAAAAAAAAAAGUAUAUGUAGAAAAGCAGUUUUGUACCUCUUCUAAACAAAAGGCUAUGCUUAAAUGUGUGCAAUGAUAACACUGACACAAAUAAUUUCAUGUCCUGAUCUUGCUACAUAGAAAGCAGAAAGCUCCUGCGCAGCUGGUAGGGCAACAAUCAAGCUGUUGCACAACUCAGUAUGCAGAUCAGGCCUGAGGAAGUUCUGCCAGGAUCCUCUGUACUGUUUUUCAAACGUGAUUAAUAUCUGUUUUCUUAGAUUAGGAAAUUGGAGAGAGGAUUUGUUAUGCUUCUGAAAAAUUUUGAACACUGCACAACAGAGUCAUAUGUUCUAGAUAUUUGGAAAUACCAGGUUUUAGCAACUCCUGCUUGGCUGUCUAGAGACUGUUUAAAGCUCCUUGUCAAACCUUAACUCCUCCACUAUCUGACUUAGGUGAUUUAUUGUCCUCCUAAAUCUGUCCACAGAUUCAUCUGGUAUUCAAGUUUGCUAUUAGCUGUAUUUGUUUAUUUGUUAAACACAAAGGCUUGAGCCAGGGCUAGUGUCCCUGCUGUGCUAGAACUACCAAAGGCCAGGCUCUACUAACAUUGGCCUCUGAAGCAUUCCCAUCUCACAGCUGGGCUUAUCUGGUUUCUAGUAAGGUGCAAGUUCCACCCAAAUUUUUUUCCCUAGUCAGGAUGUUUAUAAUCACUCCUGGAGGCUCUUUCCCUCUGUCAAAUUGAAUCGACCAAUUGACCAACAGAUUAAAAAAUUAUUAAGGGUGGGGAGGAAGGACUGACACACACGCACACCCACACACAAAAGCUGCAAGCACUCCGCCUUUGUGCUCAUGUGAGCUGUUUCCUUGGGAAUCCAGCUACUAAAACAGGCAACAGCUGUCUAGCAGCAGAGCGACAAGACUGAUGAUUUGCAAACCUUUUGGUUUUGGGAUUUGCGACACCCAUGCCUUUUUUAAACAUGUUAGAGGAACAUUAACAGGAUGCAGUGUAGGAAAGAGAAGCACGAAUAGUCCAGUGGGGCAAGAUUUUUGUAUUUAUCACCAUAAGAACUGAAGUGUCAUCAUGUGCCCUGGUUGGAGGGAUAUGUAUUUACAGUGUGCAUCCAUCUCCCUUGUGCUCAAUCCUGUGAUGUCUCCUAUGAACACUCACACUACAUCUCUAGCAGAGGAAUUUUUACCAGGCCUGACAAAAUACAGGAUGCAAAUAACCUGCGUUCAGGAAGUAACAGUCCCAAACCAGGUCAGAUUAGUAAUCCACAGCCCCUCUCUCUCUGCCUGCAGGCCAGGGACCUCUAUUCUCUGGCUCUGUGGCUGCUGCCUCCCCUGUGGAAGCAGCUACAUCAGCUGCUUCUCAGAUUUCUUUUCCAAGUAUCAGGUGGCUUCACUAUCAGACCUUUUUGGUAUACAGUUAGCGUCUCCAGUUUCCAGGCCCUGUCUUGCUGUCAGUUAGCAUCCUCUCUGGCCUCCUUCACCUGGUACACCUUAUAGCCGGGUGCUGUGGGGCUCUCUCCAUACUGAGCACUAAGGGGAAUAGCAUGUCCCUUGGUGUGGCUACUCUGGGCCAUUGACGUGCUCCUGUUCACCUCAUGUAGAAGGAAAGCACCAUGGUCCUGAUAUGCCAGGGAAGAAAGAGGCUGUAAGGAGGCAGAGAGUGGGUAGAGGGCCUGAGAGGGAAGGGAGGAGGGUGAGGGGAAGGUGACAUGACAGUCACUUUCUGUGGGCCCAGACUGUGGAAAGUCAUAGAAUCACAGAAUCAUUCUGUUUGGAAAAGCCCUUUGAGCUCACCAGGUCCGGCCGCUACCCCAGCCCUGCCAAGCCCAGCACUAACCCACGGCCCUCAGCACCGCAUCCACGCGGGCUCUAAACACCUCCAGGGAUGGCGACGGCACCACCUCCCUGGGCAGCCUGUCCCAACGCUUCACCACCCUUCCCGUGAAGAAAUUUUCCCGAUACCCAACCUAAACCUCCCCCGGCGCAACGUGAGGCCGUUUCCUCUCGUCCUGUCGCUCGUUAUCCGGGAGAAGAGACCGACCCCCGCUGCCUACGGCCCCUGUCAGGUGGCUGCGGAGAGCGAUCAGGUCCCCCCUGAGCCCCCUCCUCUCCAGGCCAACCCCCCCAGGUCCCUCAGCCGCCCCUCACAAGGCUGGUGCCCCAGCCCCUGCCCCAGCCCCCUGCCCGGCUCUGGACACGCUCCAGCCCCUCCACGUCCCCCUGCAGUGAGGGGCCCAAAGCUGAACACAGGGGUCCAGGGGCGGCCUCACCGGUGCCCAGCGCAGGAGGAUGGUCGCCCCCCGCUCCUCCUCCGCUCCACUGGCCGGGCAGGGCGCUGGCGGCACACGCCGGCUGUUAGCAAGGGCAGCGGGCAAAUACCACCGGGACGCCGCCGCUCCGCCACCCAGUCCCGGUCCGACCACUACAUGUCCCGUCGUGCCGCGGGCGCGGCAGGCCCCACGGCGGCGCGGCAGGCUAGCUGCCCAGCCACUCGCCUGCUCGGAGCCCGGCCCGGCCCACGGCGCUACCCCGCUCUCCCGGGCAGUAAGGCCCGGCAUCGCCCUCCGCGCCGCUCGAGCCCCGCACCGCGCCUCCCGCGGCGGGCCGGCGCCCCGGCUGUGCGGCGCCCUGCUGUCAGGCACCCGCGCAGGCGCCCUACCGCGGCGGUGCGGCGGGGCCCUGGCGGCGGGCGGGGUGGAGGCGGGUUGCCGUCGCGGGGAGCGCGGCUUGGCUCGGCGGCGGCACCGGGAUGAGCGGCAAGGAAGGAAAUUGAGAGAACUCCACAUAUUCAGAAAGG